This is a messenger RNA of Arabis nemorensis, 1605 nucleotides long. The record is from the annotation of a GenBank genome assembly. NCBI's taxonomy places the organism in Eukaryota, Viridiplantae, Streptophyta, Magnoliopsida, Brassicales, Brassicaceae.
AUGAAGCUCUUUUGUUUAGUUUUGCACCUCUUCUUAUUAUUCGUCUCCACAACUUCUCUUGCCGCCAAUUCUUCGGACUCAGUUUACCAAAACUUUCUCCAAUGUUUCACAAACCAAACACAAACUCCUCCUAACUCAUUAUCCGACGUUGUUCUACCGCAAACCGCUGCCGCUUUCACCCCGACCUUACGCGCUUACAUCCGAAAUGCGCGUUUCAACACUUCCGCAACGCCAAAACCAGCGAUUGUAAUCGCGGCGCGUUCCGAGGCUCAUGUCCAAGCCGCAGUACUAUGCACCAAAUCGCUAAACUUUCAACUAAAAACUCGAAGCGGAGGUCAUGACUACGAAGGAGUUUCUUACCUCGCUCACGUUCCUUUCUUCGUUCUCGACAUGUCAAACCUCCGUAACAUCACCGUCGAAGGCGAAUUCGCCUGGGUCGGAGCUGGUGCCACGCUCGGUGAGGUUUACUACAGGAUUUGGGAAAAAACCAAAAGCCACGGAUUUCCCGCCGGAGUUUGUCCCACGGUCGGUGCUGGAGGUCACAUUAGCGGUGGUGGUUAUGGAAACAUGAUCAGAAAGUACGGACUUUCGGUUGAUUAUGUUAUCGACGCCAAAGUCGUAGAUGUUAACGGACGGAUUCUUGAUCGGAAAUCAAUGGGAGAAGAUCUCUUUUGGGCGAUUAGAGGCGGAGGUGGCGCGAGCUUUGGCGUGAUCUUAGCUUUCAGAAUCAAACUCGUCCCGGUUCCACCAACUGUUACCGUUUUCAGAGUAGAGAAAAACUUGAACGAAAAUGCUAUCGACAUGGUCCAUAAAUGGCAAUUCGUUGCUCCCAAGACCGAUCCAGGUCUGUUCAUGAGGCUAUUGUUACAGCCAGUGACUCGAAAAGGAAACCAGACUGUUCGAGCAUCGGUGGUGGCUCUGUUUCUUGGGAACUCGAACGAUGUCAUGUCUCUGCUAACUAAAGAUUUCCCAGAGCUUGGCCUGAAGAAGGAGAAUUGUACGGAACUUACAUGGAUACAGUCAGUGUUGUGGUGGGCGAAUAACGAUAAUGCUACACAGGUUAAACCUGAGAUUCUACUGGAACGAAACCCGGAUACCGCUUCAUUCCUGAAACGGAAAUCGGAUUUCGUUGAGAAAGAGAUCACUAAAGAGGGGUUGGAUUUCUUGGUAAAGAAAAUGAUCGAGGUUGGGAAAAUCGGUUUAGUGUUUAAUCCAUACGGAGGGAUAAUGAACCAAGUAGCUACAACGGCGACUCCAUUCCCGCACAGGAAGAAGCUUUACAAAAUCCAGCAUUCGAUGAACUGGAAAGAUCCGGGAACCGAAGCAGAAAGCAGUUUCUUACAACAGACGAGAAGCUUCUAUAGCUACAUGGCUCCUUUUGUGACCAAGAACCCUAGACAUGCGUACAUCAACUACAGGGAUCUGGAUAUUGGAGUUAAUAGCCAUGGCCCAAAUAGCUACAGAGAAGCCGAGGUUUACGGGAGGAAGUAUUAUGGAGRRAAUUUUGAUCGGCUGGUGAAAGUGAAAACUGCCGUGGAUCCACAAAACUUCUUCAGAGACGAACAGAGUAUACCUACCUUGCCUAACCAGCCACCUAAACUUUAG